Molecule: messenger RNA, 3912 nt
Organism: Argiope bruennichi
Lineage: Eukaryota; Metazoa; Arthropoda; Arachnida; Araneae; Araneidae
Exons: 14
Coding region: 564-3671 (1035 amino acids)
Biological process (GO): protein dephosphorylation
Molecular function (GO): protein tyrosine phosphatase activity
Source: RefSeq, a predicted model, not a curated record
GUUGUGUGAAACAUGAAUACUUCUAUUUAACAGUCGAACAAAACUUUUUGGGAUGGAUCAGCUGUCAGGUGCUCCCUUCAAGGGUCACGGCAAGUGGCUAACAGUGGCGGUACCUGGCGGCAAAAUCUUGAUGUUGAUACUUCGGUCGUCAUAGAAACGCGAUUGAAGCUUGGCGGCGGGGGAAGUAAAUAUUAAUACGACGAGAAGAAAAUAUCGUCGUGCCUUCAGUUUCUUGAACCGGUUUUUAGAAACUUGCCCGGUUUGUACCGAGGAACUCAUUUAUCCCUCCUGCCAGUUGUCAGAACGUUGCGCGGAGUUUACAUCAGCGUUAACGUGGUCCGUUUUAGUUCCUUUUUUUUUCCACAGGAAUUGUUAUCUGUCGUCUUCACAAUUUUAAUCUUAAUAGCAUGCGUGAAUUUGGUUUUAGCCUAUGAUGGAAUUCUUAAGCGGUGGUGCCGGAUUUGCCUUGAACUCCUUCAAACCCCUCUCCAGAGUAGGUCGGCAAGCCAAGCGAUGACAUCCGGAACGAUGUCGUCCAAAGUGCUGAAUACUAUAUCAAAGGGAUGACAGGCACUUUUGUAAUAUCGAGUAUUCUGUUCCUAUCUGCUGUUGCAUUUCUUUCACACACAAAAGCAGAGACUCUCUGGAGUACUGAAAGUGAUGCGGAAGAAGAGGAGGAAAAGAAACAGAACAUUCUGUUUGGAAAUGAGUCUAUAGGAAGUACCCUAUUUCCAGAUGAAAGUCCUACUACGAGGCCUUCUAUUGAUAAAAUGAUAGCCCUCGACGAAAACGCUCUCUGGAACAAACCCUUAAACAUUUCAGACUAUGAUGAAUUGCAUGAAGAGGGUAAACACGAUGCUAGUCCUGAAAACAGUGUCGAUAAAGAUCCAAUAGAAAAUGUAAAUGAUUUCCUACCAGAAAAUCCCCUCACAGAAUCUCCAAUUCAUGCAGAUGAACAGAAUGAGCCGUUAAUAGUUGAUUCCUCAAAUCAUAUGGAAGUCAUUGAAUUGGCAUCGUCGAUAGAUUCUUCAAUUAAUUUGAAUGCUCAUCUUAUAUCUUCUUUGAAUCCAUCCAAAUUGUUUCUGCUUAGCAAUGAUACUGCACCUUCUUUUGUAAGUUCUCCAAACUCUGAAAUCAUUGCUUCAUCAACCAGUUUUAAUUGUGCCUUAAACGACCCUAGAUGCAAAUCUUCCCAAACUGAGGAAUUAGAGUCAAAAUUUAUGGAAGAAAAGUUAAAAACUACCUUUAACCCGUUUUUAUCUUUGCCGUCUGUGUGGAGUAUUUUUAAAUCGUUAAAAUCCCAAGAUCAAAUGGUCUCUGAGAGUUCCGAGAUUUUAAUGACUUCUACAGAAACACCUACAAGUUUCACAUUACCACCAAGCCCACCAGAAAGUCCAUUCAUUUUGACUUCUGAAAAUAUUAUUCUGAUUGACGAUAAAGAUGAAUCUGUGAUACAAACUGAGCCCAGUAAAAGCGAAAGACCAAAACCAGUCAAGCCUGAAGAUAACCCUGAAGAGCUUUCGAGUGAGCGGAUUUUCCCGAAGAUUGCUACAACACCGAUAAUUCCUCAUAUUAAAGAAACUGCUUCAUCAGAUAUACGUCCAUUAACAUCCACUUUAUUGACAAAAUUAUCAGAAAUCAGCUCAACAUCUUCUGUAGAUCUUUUGUCUAUUGAACCUUCAAUUUCUCCGACAGAAUCUGAUCUUAUCAGCUCAUUUCAGAUUCGCGUUUCUCAUUAUGAUGAUAAAGAAAUUGAAUUUGAAAAGCCAUUUACAGAUUAUGCUAAAGUUUCGAGAGAACUUUUAGAUUCAAUAACAAGUCCUUUUCCUACACCCACGUGGUACAAUUCGAAGAGCAAUGUUCCAUCUAGCAAGGAUAAGUCUACUCGAGUGAUCACAGAAACUAUUUCUGAAAUAAGGCUACUGCCAUCUUCAUCUUUUCAAGAUUCACGGAGGACAUCAUCAGACAUUGCAUCCAUAGAACCGAUCGUAUCUUCAUUUUCAGAACCUACUGAAAUGUCUUCUCUCGUAACUCCGGUUUCAUCGCCUGGAUUGUCAACUCCCGUUCUGGAAACGAGUCAGUUUCCGGUAAUGAAAGAUUCUACAACCUCAAAAACACCUAAAGAAGAAGUACCUCCCCCAAGGUUGACAAAUCCGAGCUGUUCUAGUCUUCCAGUAUGCGUCGAGAUAACGUUACUUGACAUGACAUGGGAAACAUUCUGCUCUCAGGCAUAUGACUUUCGAGAAUUCUUAUCGAAGUCUGUUUCGCACUACACUCGUCCCAUUUUCCCUCAUCACAUCGUUCUGGAUACUGAAGUCUGUUCGAGGAAUUCAGCAAUAAGACCACUUCAGACUUCGCCAGAUAUAACUAUUUCUUUCUAUGUUACAAAUGAUUCUGGAGAGUAUGAAGAGAGGCUCACAGAGAUAUGUGGUGUUAUUCUUAGGAAAUGGGCUCCAACUGCAUUCAGAAGUUCCGUAAUUGAAGUCCGCUUGUACAACAGCGAAAGUCAGUCCACGCCUCUGCCACUGAUACCCGAGCUGAAUUCUGGAUUUGUUGCAGCUGUCUCGAUAUCAGCUGUCGCUGGAGUCGCCUUGUGCUUGCUUUGUAUUUUGCUGGUCAUAAUGAAGCAAAAACUUCUUCAAGGCCGCAACUCGGAAACUGCUACUCCAACAGCAGAUGCUUACAGCCUCGACUCCCUUUCCAUCAACGCCAGUUUUAGACGGCGACGGAAUAGACGUUCUGCAAGAUCUUAUCUUAACCAUGCCUUCAAUGAUCAGGAAAUUCCAUCGCAUCCUUUGAACGAAAAGACAUUAGCAAACUGCUUGAAGAGUCGAGAUCUUCUAGAAGAGGAAUUCAAGAAAAUUCCCAUGAAUAUGCCAAAGCUCGAUUCGAUUCCAGAAGGAGCACAUGUCAAGAAUAGAUAUUCGAACAUCCUUCCGAGACCAGAAAGCAGAGUAGUGCUCGCAGAACCAUCGGGAGAUCCUCUAAAAUGCUAUAUUAACGCUAAUUUUGUUAAGGGAUAUGAAGGAAAAUCAGCGUUUUAUAUAGCAUGCCAGGCCCCUUUACCAGAAGGAAUCGAAGAUUUCUGGAGAAUGGUUUGGGAACAGCAGAGCAGAGUAAUCAUAAUGCUAACAAUGUUCGAAGAAAAUGGCACUUCUCGGUGUGCUGUAUAUUUUCCCCAGAGUACUCUAGUGUCCCAGCAGCCAUAUGGAGAUUUCCAAGUAUCUCUUGUAAAGAAAGAUGUUUAUGAGUUUUACACUAUUUCUACCUUGCGUCUUUUGGAUUUAGAGAAAAAUUUAUUUCGUGACAUUGCUCAUUUAUGGUUCACUGGAUGGCCUGAUGUAGGAGUGCCGAAGGAUCCUUCAAGCUUAAUCACCUUUGUGCAACAAUGCAGGCCUUUCAUAAACUGUAAUUCAGGUCCCUCUGUUAUUCAUUGCAGUACUGGCACUGGUCGAACCGGCGUUUUCCUAGCUCUGGAUAUUUGCAUGCGAGAAUAUGACGAAUCCAGGUCCAUCGACAUUCUGCAGGUUGUUUCUCAACUUCGGAGAGACCGCGGAGGAGCAGUGCAGAACAAAGACCAAUAUAUACUCAUUCAUGAAGCUAUGCUUGAAUACAUUUCUCGAGUGGAGAAUCAGACUCACUGCCCAUCUAUCUGUAGCAAGAAUUCGUGAUGUGGCGAAUGAACAUAAGUGAGAUUGAAAAUCCAAGCAAUCCAAUUCUGAAAUGCUUAACAAACUUGUAUAAGCUGUGCAAUUUAUGUGUGAAAGAAUACAGUUUUGUUAAAAUAUAAAAUAUUUAAUCGUUUGUACAAAAGAAUAUUUUAUGCAACUUUAAUUUUGUUGAAUGUAUUUUAGCGUUUAUUGCAUUGAAAUUUGUGAAGAAUAUUUAUCUGAUUAAAAUUAUAAAAAUUAA